AUGAAAUAAUAAUGGAAUGAUAUUAACGAAGAUGUUAACAUGAUUACUAUACUAAAAUCAAAAUUUAAACAGACCAGUCCUACUCAAAUCUGUAUUGACAUUUAAUACUAAUGAGAUUACUAGUCCUACGAUCAUGAAGGAUUGUUGCUUAAAGACAAGAUAGUCUACAAAGGAAUACUUCGGAAUUACACUUUUGUCUUAUAACGAAAAGACAAGAGUGAAUUCAUACUAGACUUUAAUCAAUACCCUAUUUGUAUUUCUUAUACUGAUAUUUUAGAAUUAUCCAUACUUUCCAAUGAUGUCUUUUAAUUAUCGGUUUUAAGUUAUUAGUUUUAGUUCCAAUCUCUCACAAAUAGCAAACAAUGGAUUCUCUCACUCAACUACUAUAUUAACACAUCCAAACCUUACUGUUUUCAAACCCCUUAGCCUAAUUUCUUCCUUUAGCAUACAAUCCCCUUUGAUAUUUUUGAAAAGAGAGCUGAGUCCUUGGAUUUACUGCUUUUUAAAAAUAAAUCUAUUGCUUGCUAGCUCUAAAGAUUGAUAACCAAUAGUGAAUAUGGUAAACACCAAUAAAAUUAUUUAGAUCAUGUUGCUCUACUUUUAAGAAAUAAUAAAAAUGUUCUUCAUGUAUUUGAAGCCAAUAGCGACGACGGUGUUUGCAUAUACACUUGGGAUGCUCUGAUGUAGAGUAAUUUUAAAGAUUACGUAACACAAAUUAGUUUUAGAUAAUUAUACACUAAAAGGGAUAUGACAUUGCUCUUAAAAUUGUAGGAUUUCGUUUAUAAGAAUCAUGGCAAAAAAUAUUCAGCCAACAUAAUGAAGCUUUGUAAGAAAAGAUCAAUUACAGGAGUAGAGAAGGAAAACUAUUUUUGCUCAGAAUUAAUCGCUGCUUGUUAUAAACAUAUAGGAAUUAUGGAAAACGAUAUAUCAUCAUGUUAAUUUUGGCCCAGUAUUUACUGUAUUUAAUUAAUUAGAGGACUUUGCAGGCAAUAUAAAAUUAACCAACGCUUAAUUAAGUCACGAGAUUAUUAUUUUUUAAUGA
Messenger RNA from Paramecium octaurelia, 1042 nucleotides. NCBI's taxonomy places the organism in Eukaryota, Ciliophora, Oligohymenophorea, Peniculida, Parameciidae. The record is from the annotation of a GenBank genome assembly.